UGCCCGAGUCUUCGCUGCCUUGCAGCACCGCGCCAGGCACAUGGAGGCUCACUUGGAGCCGGUGCCGGAGCCGGUGGGCCCGGAGACCACCUCUGAUCGCCGCGGGCUGCGUUGCCUGCUGUUUUCCGACUUUCGAGAGGAACUGCGGGAGCUCCUGAUCCUGGCGGGCCCCGCGUUCUUGGCACAGCUGAUGAUGUUCCUGAUCAGUUUCAUAAGCUCUGUGUUCUGCGGCCAUCUGGGCAAGCUGGAACUGGAUGCAGUCACACUUGCAAUUGCAGUUAUCAAUGUCACUGGCAUUUCUGUGGGACAUGGCUUAUCUUCUGCAUGUGAUACUCUCAUCUCCCAGACAUAUGGGAGCCAGAACUUGAAGCAUGUGGGGGUCAUCCUACAGAGGGGCAUGUUAAUUCUGCUCCUCUGCUGCUUUCCUUGCUGGGCACUCUUCCUCAACACUCAGCACAUCUUGCUGCUCUUCAGGCAGGACCCAGAUGUGUCCAGGCUUACCCAGACCUAUGUGAUGAUCUUCAUUCCUGCUCUUCCUGCAAGCUUUCUUUAUACGUUACAAGUUAAGUACUUGCUCAACCAGGGAAUCGUUCUGCCCCAGAUCCUGACAGGAGUUGCCGCCAACCUUGUCAAUGCCCUGGCCAACUACCUGUUUCUCCAUCAACUGCAUCUUGGGGUGAUGGGUUCUGCAUUGGCCAAUAUGAUUGCCCAGUUCACCCUGGCUCUCCUCCUCUUUCUGUACAUACUAGGACGAAAACUGCAUCAAGCUACCUGGGGAGGGUGGUCCCUUGAGUGCCUGCAGGACUGGGCCUCCUUCCUGCGCCUGGCUAUCCCAAGCAUGCUCAUGCUAUGCAUUGAGUGGUGGGCCUACGAGAUCGGGAGCUUCCUGAGUGGUAUCCUUGGCAUGGUGGAGCUGGGAGCUCAGUCCAUUGUGUAUGAACUGGCUGUCAUUGUGUACAUGAUCCCUAUGGGCUUCAGUGUGGCUGCCAAUGUCCGAGUAGGAAAUGCUCUGGGUGCUGGCAACAUUGAGCAGGCAAAGAAGUCCUCUGUGGUUUCCCUGCUGGUGACAGGGCUCUUUGCUAUAACAUUUUGUGUCCUGCUGUUAAGCUGUAAGGAUCUUGUGGGGUACAUUUUCACUACUGACCGAGACAUCGUUGCUCUGGUGGCUCAGGUGGUCCCAAUUUAUGCUGCAUCCCACCUCUUUGAAGGUCUUGCUUGCACAAGUGGUGGCAUUCUGCGGGGAACUGGAAAUCAGAAGGUUGGAGCCAUUGUCAAUGCCAUUGGAUAUUACGUGAUUGGACUCCCCAUUGGGAUUGCACUGAUGUUUGCGACCAAGCUUGGAGUGAUCGGUCUGUGGGCAGGGAUCAUCAUCUGUACUGUCGCUCAAGCUGUGUGUUUUAUAGUCUUUAUUGCUCGGCUCAAUUGGAAACAAGCCUGUCAACAGGCUCAAGUACAUGCCAAUUUGAAGGUAAAUAUGUCUCCAAAUGAGAAUUCUGCUGUCUCUCAAGAUACAGUUUACCCAGUGGGUCCUGAAAACCAUGGAGAAAUUUUAAUGAGAGAUGUUGGAAAAAAAGAUGAGACUCAAUUGGACCAGCAGAUGCCCCAAGAACAACUUUCGCCUGUCCAUCCAAAGAAUGAUAAAUUGUCUGUGAAACAGUUGGCUCUGCGGCGAGGAGUCCUGCUGCUGGGCGCCAUUUUAAUCUUGCUAGUCGGGAUUUUAGUGAGAAUGUAUGUCAGAAUUCAGUGAUGUGCCGAGACAGAGGGUCAGGUCAAAUGAUACAGAUGUUCCUCAACUUACAAUGGGGCUACCUCCUGACAAAUCAUCAAAAAUUGAAAAUGUCACAAGCUGGGGCUGGUGUGCAGCUCAGUAAUAGAACUCAUGCUUAGUUUGAGGCUCUGGGUUCAAUCCCUAACCCUACGUGUAUAUAUAUAUUUCAUAAGUUGACAGUGCGUUUAAUACACGUACACUACCAAUCAUCAGUGUUAGUAACACAGCAUAUUGUGGAAUGCUGAUCCUUUACCCUUGUGAUUGUGGGACUGACUGGAAGCUGCAGCUUGCUGCUACAGCCCACUAUCUCAAGAGAGGAUUGUACUACAUUUUGCUAACCGGGAUAAACUCCAAAUUCAAAAUCCAAAGUAGAGUUUCUACUUUUGAAGCAUCAGAAAUAGAACCAGUAUAAGGCAGGGACCACCUGUACUUUUGAACCUACUUACAAAUAAUUCAUAGGCCUCUCAGUGGCAUUUCAUUUUCAGAUAACUUAGUUGUGUCUGUGGAUUUUAAGAAUGGAGAAUUCGAAGAUAUAUUUUCCUAAUGAAGCAAAGGAACGAAGGCAAAUGCUAUAUUCUGGUUCAAGAAAAUAUCUGAAAGAUGAUACUUGGGUAAUAAUUCACUCUCAAUCAAGGACCACUAUGUACUAUAUUCACCCGUGGCUUUCAUAUUUCUUCUGCCUACUGUUUUCUAAGACAACCCCAUAUACAAAGUGCUUUAGGAUUCUUACUGUGUGAAUUAUUUAAAAUAUAUUUUACAGUACAUCUUUCCUUGUA
Messenger RNA from Sciurus carolinensis (gray squirrel), 2544 nucleotides. Its product is annotated as multidrug and toxin extrusion protein 1-like. Gene Ontology annotation, molecular function: antiporter activity; xenobiotic transmembrane transporter activity. Lineage: Eukaryota; Metazoa; Chordata; Mammalia; Rodentia; Sciuridae. The transcript has 17 exons. Gene Ontology annotation, cellular component: membrane. The record is from RefSeq and is a predicted model, not a curated record. Bases 41 to 1747 code for a protein of 568 amino acids. Gene Ontology annotation, biological process: xenobiotic detoxification by transmembrane export across the plasma membrane.